AGCUUUGACUUCGGUUAAUUCCAUUUCAUUUCACGUUUGAACGAAGAUGAUGAAUAAAUUCAAAAAUGGUUUUCUUCCAUUGAUGAACCUUCAAUUUCAACAUCGUGGCAUAGCAAAAGUACGUUUAAAAUGGGUAAAAAAUCGAAGCCUCGAUCACAUAAUCGACAAAGAAACCGAUCUAAAAGCUGCAUCACUUCUCAAAGACGCAAUCAAACGUUCCUCCACCGGUUUCCUCACCGCCAAAACUUUCUCCGAUUGGCAAAAGCUUCUCGGAUUAACCGUUCCCGUUCUCCGAUUCAUGCGCAGGUAUCCAACUCUCUUUCACGAAUUUCCUCAUCCUCGUUGGAAUUCUCUUCCUUGUUUCCGAUUAACCGAAACCGCGGAACUGUUAGAUUCACAGGAACAAAGCAUUUACACUCUUCACGAAAACGACACCGUUGAGAGACUCUCUAGGUUAAUUAUGAUGACGAAAAAUCGUACUGUUCCGUUACAGUCUCUUUAUCCUCUUAAAUUUGAUUUAGGUUUUCCUGAUUCGUUUGAGAAAACAUUAAUUCCUAAAUAUCCUGAGAAAUUUCAAUUUGUUAAGGCUUAUAAUGGUGUUACCGCGAUUCGUCUUAAGGAUUGGUGUGAUGAAUUUGCGGUUUCGGCUUUGCAGAAGAGUAAUGAGUGUGAGUGUGAGAGUGGGAGUGAUCAGUAUAGAGAGUUUAAGAGAGGGAAAACUGCGUUGGUUUUUCCGAUGAGGUUUCCGAGAGGUUAUGGUGGUCAGAAGAAGGUUAGGUUUUGGAUGGAUGAGUUUCAGAAAUUGCCUUAUAUUUCGCCUUAUGCUGAUUCUUCUAAGAUUGAUCCGAAAAGUGAUUUGAUGGAGAAGCGCGUCGUUGGGGUUUUGCAUGAGAUUUUGAGUUUGUGUUUGCAUAAGAAAACUAAGAGGAAUUACUUGAGAAGUUUGAGGGAGGAGUUGAAUCUUCCUCAUAAGUUUACUAGGAUUUUUACUAGAUAUCCUGGGAUAUUUUAUCUUUCGUUGAAGUGUAAAACGACUACUGUUACUCUUAGAGAAGGUUAUGCGAGGGGGAAAUUGAUUGACCCGCAUCCACUUGCUCGUCAUAGAGAUAAGUUUUAUCAUGUGAUGAGGACAGGGCUUCUUUAUCGUAGUGAUGGAUCAUUGAAACUUGGGGAAGAUGCUUUGAUGGUUGAUUCUGUGGAGAAUGAUGAAAUGCGGGAUGGGGAUUCUGAGGAGGAAGAAGUUGAAACAAGUGAUGAAUUCUCCGAGGAUGAAGUUUCAGACUCGGAUGAUAGUGAAUGAGGUUUUGUUUUCAAUGACGCGGAAUUAUAAUUUGUAUUCCUGAGACAAGCAAUAUUGAAGAGAGUAUUUGCUCUCCACCAAACUGGUUGGCAACUGAUAUAAUGGGAAUAUGAUCAUUAUAGUUAGAGAUUUAUUCCUAGAAGCACAGACAUGGUAUUCCUUCCUUCUUUGGGCAUAGUGUCGAAAGAAAAUGGUAUGUAUUUGUGCGAAUGGCUUUAGUUUAUCUUUUUAAGGCCGGCUUGUUGAAUUUUUUUUUGUAAUUUUAUGUUGUACUAAUUGAUAGUACAUUGAGAUUAGAAUAUUGUUACAAUUUUGUUAACAUAACAUUGGCCCUUAGGACUGAUGUAGAGGAUGCAAAAUUAAUAACUAUUAGAAAGAAAUAAUUUAUAAUACCAAGGAUACAAAAGUGCA
Trifolium pratense (red clover) is the source of this 1711-nucleotide messenger RNA. Its product is annotated as protein WHAT'S THIS FACTOR 9, mitochondrial-like. The transcript is spliced from 2 exons. NCBI's taxonomy places the organism in Eukaryota, Viridiplantae, Streptophyta, Magnoliopsida, Fabales, Fabaceae. Gene Ontology annotation, molecular function: RNA binding. The coding region runs from base 47 to 1300 and encodes 417 amino acids. The record is from RefSeq and is a predicted model, not a curated record.